Molecule: messenger RNA, 2787 nt
Organism: Seminavis robusta
Lineage: Eukaryota; Bacillariophyta; Bacillariophyceae; Naviculales; Naviculaceae
Source: the annotation of a GenBank genome assembly
AUGAUACCAUGCAAAUUUUCUGGAGCCCGACCAACUUUUUUGCGGCGGAGAACAUCCCAUGCUAAGCACAGCGAGCGACUGAACAGAGUAGUGACUUAUCAGUUGAUUGUCGAGACGAUAACCAUGAGAGUUGUCAACAAGAUUCUAGCACUUCUGCUGCUUGUUGGCGCGGCGGCAGUUCACGGAGCCGACGAAGCAACAGCAUCUGUUGAGGCAACCAAAGAUGAAGCGAAAGAUGAAGACAGCUCCCGAAACUUGCAGCAGUACAGCUACGGCGAUGAUGGCUACGGAGGUGGUGGCUAUGGAGGUUAUGGCGAUGACUAUGGUGGCUACUUAGGUGGUUACGGCUACGGCAGCAAAGGAAGCAAGGGCUCCAAAGGUGGAUACGGCUAUGGCUACUACUAUGGAAGCAAGGGUUCCAAAGGAAGCAAAGGAAGCAAAGGAUCCAAGGGAGGACCCCCUCCCUGUGGUGGGCCCUACGGUCCUCCAUGCCCCUGUGGCACGCGCUAUGGUCCCCCGUGUCCUGAACCCCCAUGUGGUGGUCGGUACGGACCUCCUUGCCCAUGUGACACUCCUGGUGGACCCCCCUGCCCCCGCCCUCCUCCUCCGACCCCCCGACCACCCUAUCAGCCUCCUCCUGUGACUUAUGAUGAUGACUACUCCCCACCAUACUCCCCUCCCUAUGGUGAUGACUACUCCCCACCAUACUCCCCACCCUAUGGUGAUGACUAUUCCCCACCCUACAACCCUGGCCCUGCUCCCUACCAUGGACCCAUGCAUGACCACUAUGGAGAUGACUACAAUGGCGGUGGCGGCUCCUACAGCGGUGGCGGCUCCUACAGCGGUGGCGGCUCCUACAGUGGAGGAGGUUCUUACAGUGGAGGAGGUUCUUACAGUGGAGGAGGCUCUUACAGUGGAGGAGGUUCUUACAGCGGAGGAGGUUCCUACGGCCCUGCUGUCCCGCCUGGUUGCUUCCUUUCUGGAGGCGGUAUUGUCUGCCCAUCCCCAGGAGAUGACUACUAUGGCUACGGUCCCGACUGCUAUGUCUUGGGUGGCUUCCUCUACUGCGAUGGUGGGGAUGACUAUUACAGCAAGGGAAGCAGCAAGGGAAGCAAGAGCAAGGGAAGCAAAGGUGGAGGCAGUUCUUGGAUCCCCAUCCCCCUCCCUCAACAACCUGUUGAGACUGUCACCCACUCCCACCCACACUCUCACACCGUUUACGAGCCAGCACCGAUUCCUCAAUUCAUUGAAAUUCCUUAUGAUGACUACUACAGCAAGGGCUCAAAGAGCAAGGGCAGCAAGGGAGGCUACGGUGGAGGCAGUUGGAUGCCACUCCCCGUCCCCAUAGCUGGUUAUGGAGGCUCCUAUGGUGAUGAUUACAUCGGUGGUGGCUACAGCGGCCCAGGUUACGGCGGCCCAGGUUACGGCGGCCCAGGUUACGGCGGCCCAGGCUACAGCGGCCCAGGCUACAGCGGCCCAGGCUACAGCGGCCCAGGCUAUGGCGGCCCAGGCUAUGGUGGUCUCCCUGGAUACUAUGGAAAUGGUUGCACUGUGGUUGGUGGCUUCCUCUACUGUGAUGGAGGUGAUGACUACUACAGCAAGGGCAGCAAGAGCAAGGGCUCCUAUGGCUAUGGCGGCUAUGGCUACAGCAAGGGCAGCAAGAGCAAGGGCUCCAAGAGCAAGAGUAAGGGAGGAGGUCCCAUCAUCAUUCCUCUCCCCUGUGGUUCUCCUGGUGCCCCACCAUGCCCAUGCGGAACUCCAGGCGGCCCACCAUGCCCAUGCGGAACUCCAGGCGGCCCACCCUGCCCCUGUGGCGCCUACAAUGGACCCCCAUGCCCGUGCGGAACUCCAGGCGGACCUCCAUGCCCAUGUGGAACUCCAGGUGGCCCACCCUGCCCCUGUGGCACCUACAAUGGACCUCCAUGCCCGUGCGGAACUCCAGGCGGACCUCCAUGCCCCUGUGGAACUCCAGGUGAACCACCUUGCCCCCACACUCAUGAUGACUUGGUCCCUCAUGAACACCUUGUUGAAAUCCCCGAUCAUGAUCACCCCAUCCCUCCCCCACCAGUAUACUCCAAGGGCAGCAAGGGAUCCAAAGGCAGCAAGGGCGGCUACGGCUACUAUGGCAGCAAGGGAUCCAAGGGCGGCUACUAUGGCAGCAAGGGAUCCAAGGGCGGCUACGGCGGUGUAGCCACCGGAGGCUACGACUAUGAUGACUACUACUACUACACUGGUCCAGCAACUCCCACUGAUCCUUCCUACAGCCCCGCUGGCCCAUCUGGCUAUGGCGAUGACUACAGCGGUGGCUCAGGUGGCUCAGGCUAUGGCGAUGACUACUACUAUGGAGGAGAUGACUACUACUACCCUUACUAUGGUGGCAGCAAGGGUAGCAAGGGCAGCAAAGGAGGCUAUGGCUAUGGAGGCUACUACGGUGGAUACGGAGGCUCCAAGGGCAGCAAAGGCGGCUACGGCGGAGCCUACUACGGUGGAUACGGCAGCAAGGGCAGCAAAGGAGGCGGCUUUGCCUAUGGUGAUGACUACAACGGCGGCGGCGGAUACGGAGAUGACUACUACCCCGUAACCACCGCAACAGGACCCGGUAUCCCAGGAGACGACUUCAUCUUUGACGACUUUGUCUUUGACGACGACUUCCCGAUGAUGGACGACCCAGUGAUCAUGGACGACGACCCGGGCCACGACCAAGAUGACUACUACCCCGAAUCCUACUCAAGCGGCAAAACCGGCAAAGGAGGUAUGAGGGAAUAUCCCAAUUCGGUGCCACAUUGA